Molecule: messenger RNA, 1149 nt
Organism: Parnassius apollo (apollo)
Lineage: Eukaryota; Metazoa; Arthropoda; Insecta; Lepidoptera; Papilionidae
Source: the annotation of a GenBank genome assembly
AUGGAUGCCAUGUUUGAUAUUUGUUAUUUAUCGUCUGACGGUACCACUAUUGAAUCCGAUGAUAUUCCUCAGACAAAGGAGAAUGUCUGGAUUUUGGGGAAAAAAUAUAGCGCUAUUCAGGAUUUGGAUCGUAUAAGACGCGACAUUAGUUCUAUUAUUUGGUGUACAUAUAGGAAGGGGUUUGUUCCCAUCGGAGAUGAAGGUCUAACUUCUGAUAAAGGUUGGGGAUGUAUGUUGCGAUGUGGCCAGAUGGUACUUGGAGUAGCGCUUAUAAGAAUUCAUUUAUCAACGGAUUGGGCUUGGAGUCCAGAAACAAGGGAUCCAACAUACCUAAAAAUUAUUCAAAGGUUUGAAGAGAGAAAACAAGCUCCAUAUUCCAUUCAUCAAGUUGCAUUAAUGGGAGCAUGUGAAGGCAAGGCGGUAGGACAAUGGUUUGGACCAAAUACAAUUGCACAAGUUUUGAAGAAAUUAGUUGUUUAUGAUAAAUGGAGUUCUUUGGUGAUACAUGUAGCUUUAGACAAUACUGUUGUAAAAGAGGACAUACUUGCACAAUGCAUUGUUAAAAAUGAUAGAGGUGAUGCAUCAGACAUACCAGAUAGUAUAAAUGUGUCAGAUUGGAUGCCACUAUUAUUAAUAGUGCCUCUAAGAUUAGGUCUCAGUGAAAUAAAUCCUGUUUAUGUAGAGGGACUAAAGAUUUGUUUUCAAUCGCCACAAUCUAUUGGAGUAAUUGGUGGAAAACCAAAUCAAGCUUUAUAUCUUAUUGGUUGUGUUGGGGAUGAAGUUAUAUAUUUAGAUCCUCAUACUACACAAAAAUCUGGAUUGGUUGAAAGCAAGUCAACAGAUGAGCAAAAGGAAAUGGAUUGUUCCUAUCAUUGUAAAUAUGCAUCUCGAAUACCAAUUCUUGCCAUGGAUCCAUCGGUUGCUGUAUGUUUUCUUUGUCGCACUAAAAGUGACUUUGAAGAAUUGUGCAUCAAUAUAAAAACAAAUGUGAUGAAAGAAAGUCAACCAUUGUUUGAAAUAUGUGAGAAGAGACCGUCUCAUUGGGGUCCCAGUAAUGCUGAUAUUGAUCUGCAAAAUAUUUCUAUGUUUACGGAUAUUGAAGAUGAUAGACAAUUCGAUGAUUCAGAUGAAGAAUUUGAGAUUCUAUGA